UACUAACCCCAGAAACCUUCAAAAGGAACUCAACAACAGUGGCAUUAAGUUGUUGCACACCUCCCUCUACUCCAAACUACAGCUGAGCUGACAGCGAUGAAUCCUUCAAGACAUCCAGCUGAAGCUGUCCCAUUGCAGACAGGGGGGUAUGAUGGGCCCCCUGGACAGCCUGGAGGACCUACAGUGGUUCAGUACACCACCGUGAAUGUCACCACUGAGCCCCCCAAAGACCACAUCAUCUGGUCCCUCUGCUGCUUUGUCUACUCAAACCCAUUCUGCCUCGGACUGGCGGCUCUCAUCUUUUCUAUCAAGGCCAGAGACCGGAGGGUGGCUGGGGACCUGGAAGGUGCCAGACACUACGGCUCAACUGCCCGCAUCCUUAACAUUGUGUCAAGCAUCCUGGCUGCUGUUGGUGUGCUUCUAUUCAUUAUUACAUUCACUGUAACUGUGGCUGGACACAGAUACUAAAUUUCAAUUAGUGUGAGAGAUGCCUGCUGCUGUGGCUUGGUGAUACUUUCUGCUUUACACUGAUCACAUAAUUUUAGCUGCCUUACGCAUGCAAAACAGAAACUUAACAGACACUUGUUAUCUCAUUUGCAUCACAAAAGCCUUAAAUGGAACUCAUCCAUGUUUGUACAACUGCUGUGUUUGAAUGCCAGACAUUAAAUUCAGUUUUCCUGUCUUCAGCAAUUGUUUCAGUUCAUAAUUAAAGUUCAACUUUUCUGUUUCAUAA
This is a messenger RNA of Lates calcarifer (barramundi perch), 733 nucleotides long. Its product is annotated as dispanin subfamily A member 2b-like. Lineage: Eukaryota; Metazoa; Chordata; Actinopteri; Centropomidae. Gene Ontology annotation, cellular component: plasma membrane. The transcript has 2 exons. The coding region runs from base 97 to 468 and encodes 123 amino acids. The record is from RefSeq and is a predicted model, not a curated record.